UCCGGGGGGACCGGAUGUAGUGAAUGCAGGGUGACCGGAUGUAGUGAAUGCAGGGUCCAGGGGGGGACCGGAUGUAGUGAAUGCAGGGUCCGGGGGGACCGGAUGUAGUGAAUGCAGGGUCCGGGGGGACCGGAUGUAGUGAAUGCAGGGUCCGGGGGGACCGGAUGUAGUGAAUGCAGGGUCCGGGGGGACCGGAUGUAGUGAAUGCAGGGUCCGGGGGGACCGGAUUUAUGUAGUGAAUGCAGGGUCCGGGGGGACCGGAUAUAGUGAAUGCAGGGUCCGGGGGGACCGGUUUAGUGAAUGCAGGGUCCGGGGGGGACCGGAUAUAGUGAAUGCCGGGUCCGGGGAGACCGGAUAUAGUGAAUGCCGGGUCCGGGGAGACCAGAUAUAGUGAAUGCCGGGUCCGGGGAGACCAGAUAUAGUGAAUGCAGGGUCCGGGGAGACCGGAUAUAGUGAAUGCAGGGGUCCGGGGAGACCAGAUAUAGUGAAUGCAGGGUCCGGGGAGACCAGAUAUAGUGAAUGCAGGGUCCGGGG
This is a messenger RNA of Staurois parvus, 534 nucleotides long. NCBI's taxonomy places the organism in Eukaryota, Metazoa, Chordata, Amphibia, Anura, Ranidae. The record is from the annotation of a GenBank genome assembly.